This is a messenger RNA of Suillus fuscotomentosus, 972 nucleotides long. RefSeq lists its product as uncharacterized. Lineage: Eukaryota; Fungi; Basidiomycota; Agaricomycetes; Boletales; Suillaceae. Bases 1 to 972 code for a protein of 323 amino acids. The transcript has 3 exons. The record is from RefSeq and is a predicted model, not a curated record.
AUGCCUGACAGAUCUGUGGCGCUUCUUGACCGAGCUCGCCUCCCGAAUGACAAGACAGUGUCCGAUAUCCUUCAGGAUGACAAAGUUGUAGGAUGGUCUUAUAAAGGAGAGCAGUACUACAUGGGGCUUUUACUGAAAAACUUUCAUCGCGACAGCCUAGAGCUAGUCGCCUCCCCUCAUGCUAACAAUAUUCGACUACAUCUGCAAUAUGGGUGGGAUGUAGCUUUCUUCAAGAAAACUCUGGUGGCCUUUUCACUCCAAUUCCUGCGUGCAGGUGACUCAGCCAGGCCUAUCACAGGAGAAGUCCAUUCAGAAAUUGGCACCGUUGUCUCAACAGACCAUGCAUCUGGCUCCACAUGCUUAGAGUUCACCCUGGAUGAACACCGACAAGAACUGGAAUUUCGACUCCAGGACAUCGAGCAUGUCUUUUGGGUCAGCGACACAGUUCGAGUCGUAGCGGGCGCUUACACAGGUCUGGAAGGGUAUAUCGUUAAAAAGUCUGAGGACUUGUUUCACGUGUGUCAAGAGGCUACCAAUGAAGAGGCUGGAGGCAAUAUCAAGGACCAGCUGAUCAACGUACCUGCAGCCCUUGUACGGCAGAUUCAUUCCCCCAAGACUCUCCAAUUUACCAAGGAAAAGGGUUACAAUGUUAAGCCCGGAGACGUUGUGACUGUUGCCCAUGGGCCAGAGUUCCAGACAAAAGGGGUUGUGCAAACUGUGGACUUUCCAAACGCACACCUGACUCUGAUAUCCGAGGGCAAUUACUCACUCGUCAACGUCCCUAUCAAAUUUGUCAUGAAAGUAUCGAAUGCGAACCUGGAUUCAUUCAACAACAUCAUUGGGCAAGAAGUCUUCAUUAUUGGAGGUUCACGAAAAGGUUAUCGAGCCAUACCAACUUUCUCAGGAUACUUGCUCCAUUUUGGUGCAUGGGCAAGCACGUAUCACAGUCAAACACGAGGAGGUUGUUACUAG